ACUCUCUCCCCAUAUCCCCGCCGCCAAACAAGCUCUGACCGAAGCCAUCCUUCCCUUGCCUCCCAAGUUUCCGACACACCAGGGAAUUAUUAUUUUUGAAUCUCUAAACUUUACCUUCAAGAUUGGUUUCUUCUACUUCACUCUUCAGAUUCUGAGUUAUUUUCUGUCACACUGCUGUUGCUGUGAAUUUUGAUCACACCGCUGUUUGAAACCCUGUGUUGUGUCUUUUUCUUCGGUUUAGGUGACUGAUUUGACUGGGAAUGGAGGUUUAAGUUUUGGGGUGUUUUUAUAUGGGUCCUGAUUUGUAUCUGAUUGAGAAAACCACUUCGAAAGUGGUUUCGACUAAUAAUAAAGAGAGCGUGGCUCAAAAUCAAGAAAACAAGGGGAUGCAAGGAAACAUUGGUAUGGAGGUUGAUCUUAUUGAAUGCAUCAAUUCUGGCGAGUCUGAGAUGAUUGAUGUUGUUGAAUGCCAGGAUGCUACUGAGUGUUCGAGUUCUUUCGGUGGCACGAUAUCAGGGGAUGAGAAUGGUUUGAUUGUGAAUGACGAAGUCGAAUCACCUCUUUCGGUCCCGGGGUUGUUUGGAUCGUUUUCUGAUGGCUGGAGUGAACCUUUUCAGAUGGGGAAGAGAAGGUUAACAGAUCACUGGAGGAAGUUUAUACAUCCUCUAAUGUGGCGCUGUAAAUGGUUAGAAAUUAAAUUUCGUGAAUUGAAGUCUCAGGGACUCAAGUACGAGAGAGAGCUUGCAAAAUAUGAUCAAAGCAAGCGGUUUGAGUUUGAAAAGUUUGCCUCUGAAGGCUUUGAUGCAAAGUUGUGUGCAUUUUGUUCAAAAGCUCCAAGAAAGGAAGUAAUGAAGAGGAAGAAAAGAAAACGAGUAGAAGAUACUGCAGAUGUGGCAUCAUAUAUGUCGCAUCAUGAUAUCUUCUCGUAUUAUGAAAAUAAGAAGUCUGUUGUUGCUGCUCCUGCUGCUUUUCUUUCCGUCGAUGAUUGGGGUGUUUUAGAUAAUAAAACGGUCAAUGGCUAUGAUGAUGAUGAAUUCAAUGAUGGAUCUCCAUUUGAAUCUAGAGAUGGUGAUAACUUGACAGAACAUAUCCUUCAGAAGACUGAAUUGCUACGGUCGAGAAUUCGGGCACUAAAGACUCGAAUGGACAAGGUGGUUAAUGAAACUCAAAAGUUAUCAUCUAUCAACAUUUUAAGUUCGCUUGUACCUUCUGAUGCAUUGAACAAUCCUGAAAGUCAUUGUGCCGAGAAAGAUUACAAAAAUAGUUUGCAAUGUACCACAUCCCAGCAUGCAACUGAGAGUGUUAUGUGGGAUAACAUUAUGCCUGAAAGUUCCCUUUUAGAUCAUGGAGAUGUGUCCCCUGUACCUGAUUUGAUCAGGAGCAUGAGUCAGCGUAUGCUCGCCAUAUCAUCGGAAAAUAUUGAGUCUGAAAUUCUAAUACCCAACGAAGCAGCCAAGGAGGAGUUACUCAGUUUCGGUAGUGCUAUAAGCCAGCGGGUAGAGAAAUCGAAGGCAGUUGCUCUCGUCCAUACUCCUGGAGACAACUUGCAGAUGAACACCUCUCUCGAACAAAAUGCACAGCCACAUUUUUUCAAGUCGGAACAAGCUGAUAAUGGAAGGACUAGUGGGGUUAAAAGAUCGGACCUUGGUCGGUGGAGCCGUAGAUCCUCAGGUUAAAAUGGAUUAAGUUGAAUUUCACUAAUAUCGGGAUUUCAGA
Molecule: messenger RNA, 1716 nt
Organism: Hibiscus syriacus
Lineage: Eukaryota; Viridiplantae; Streptophyta; Magnoliopsida; Malvales; Malvaceae
Exons: 6
Coding region: 291-1676 (461 amino acids)
Source: RefSeq, a predicted model, not a curated record